GUGGGCCACAGGGACUUUGAUGUGGAGAAGAGACUGAGGAGAGAUCUGAAGAGAACCCAUGCUCUGCUGGUUGAUGCUCAGCUGCUACUGUCUACCAUAGACAACCCUGGACACAGCCAGGCACCCGGCAGCAAGGAACACAUAGAGCGCCUGCACUGCCAGGUAAACACACACCUACACACCUACACACGCAAACACACACACAUACUAUGAUGUUAUGAAUGUGGAUCAAGGCGUGUUUAAAAUCACAAUCAAAACAUACCCCCCCCCCCCCUCUCUCUCUCUCCCUCCCUCUAUUGCUCUCUCUUUCUCUCUCCAUCUCUCUCUCUGUCAGUUGGAGGAGAGUGAGGCAAGGAGAGCGGAUGUGGAGAGUGUUCAGAAGACUCUGUCCAUGGAACUGGAGAAUGCUCAGAUAGAACUAGAGAACAUCUGCAAACACAAGAGUCUGGUGCGAGAGUUAGAGGACUAGACUCUUACUACAAACUGUUACUAUAUCAUUAUCAGUUGUGUUCGGGAACUUUAACAUCAAAGUGUUACAAUCCUACUGUGAGGACAACAGUCUAGUGGAGAGAGUAGUUUAAAAGUCUGUGUGUUUAUGUGUAGGUGGAUGAGCAGUUAGCUCAGCUGCAACAUGACAAGUCAGAUCUGUUGAAGAGACUAGAGGAGGACCAGGAGGACCUCAAUGAACUCAUGAAGAAACACAAAGCCCUCAUUGCACAGGUGGGUAUCUCUGCCUCAUAGUGGCUCCAAACCAUGUAGAAAGACUUUGACAGUUGUGGUUUUCAAAUUAAAGAUGAUCAAAACAUUACCUUUCUCUAUCUCAGUCCUCCAGUGAUAUUUCUCAGAUCAGAGAGUUACAGGCUGAACUGGAGGAGGUCAAGAAACAGAGACACACACUCCAGGAAGAGGUAAGGACUGAGCUGAGUAAAAUUGGGGAGAUGGUGAACUACAUAUGCUGUUAAUGUGGAUACGAGACUCUCUGAUAACCUACUCUGACAUUCCUCUUGUCCUUCCGUCACUCCUCCUUUCUCUUCCUCUCCUACCCCCAGCUCGCAACCAGUAUGGCCAGGGUGCAGUUUCUGGAGUCAUCCACCGUGGGGCGUAGUAUCGUCAGUAUGCAAGAGGCCAGGGUGUGUGACCUGGAGAACAAGCUGGAGUUCCAGAGAGGACAGGUGAAGAGGUUUGAGGUGAGGAUGUUAAAAUGGACAGGAAACAAUCUAGUUGACUUAUCUUUACACACUCUUUCGUUCUCUCUAUUUCUCUUUCUGUCCCUGUCAUAUCUCUCUCUUUCUCUCAAUUCAAUUAAAUGUAAUGGUGCAAUAUCGGCAUGACGUACAUAUUGCCAAAGCUGAAAUUUAGAAAUAGUAAAUUAAAAUAAUGUCUUAGAAAAAUGUCUCCUGUCUCUCUGUAGGUGUUGGUGCUGCGUCUGAGGGAUAGUGUGGUGCGUCUGGGAGAGGAGCUGGAGCAGAGUGCCCAGACAGAGGUCAGGGAGAGAGAGAACAGUCAGUACUACCAGCAACGCCUCCACGACAUGAGACAUGAG
Molecule: messenger RNA, 1543 nt
Organism: Coregonus sp. 'balchen'
Lineage: Eukaryota; Metazoa; Chordata; Actinopteri; Salmoniformes; Salmonidae
Source: the annotation of a GenBank genome assembly